CAUCUGCGCCACCAGCAGCUCGCGGCAGCAACUGUGAUUUAGAACGAACGACCGAUCCAGCUCGAUCGUGAAGGAAGUUAAGGCCGACUAGGAAAAGCAAUUCAAAGCGCUAUUUCCCCGUUCCUGAACGGUGCCGCCGGUGCCAGGAAGGGAUGCAACAUUAUUCUCAGCCCGAUCACCGUUCACCGAUCAAAGCCCGACAGUUGCUCAGGGUCGGUCAGCUUCCCGCGAUCGGGUGCAAUUAUAGUGCGGCACGCUAGAACGGGUGAGCGUGGCGCGCCAAGUGAGAAAGUGAAAGUGAGCAGCGGAAAACCUGGCGCCUGAAUGUAUGUAAAGUGAGCGCGUGGAGCGGAUAUUAGGAGAAAAAAGCGUUUCCCCAAAACCCGCGCAUUAUCUUUGCUGGGCGCCUCCAUCAUAGGCGCGUGUGUGCGUGUUAAUGAAUAAAUGAUGAGCGACUUCCGGGCGCAAGAUUCAUCCCGCUGCCAUUAAAGCCUGCAGAAUGUGUUGCUGUGGAAUUUGCCGAAGCAUUGCGAAGAAAUAGACCACCGCAAUGGGUCGCACGUGCCCGGGAUGGUUGUUGCUGGCGUGAGGGAGGGAUUACUGCGGGUGGGAGUGAGUGAGUGCAAGUGUGUGUGUGUGUGUGAAAGUGAGUGACGAAAAUGCGAAUUGUGUCCUUGAGGCAUGUCCUGCUUCCCUUACCUAACGUGCCAACAUGUCCUGAAUUGUAUGCGACGAGCGCACGGUUGAAGGUCGGUUCGUGUGUCGUUUUUCCGCGGGAAAAUCACACCGUGGUGCUAGUAUUUGGCCUACCAAGUGUAUCAGGUGUGUGAGAGUGUUGGAGUGUGUGAGUGAUUUGAUUCAAGAAAACAUUGAGUGAGUUUGCUUUCGGUUGGCCGCAAUCGGUCAUAAGGCGUAGUGGGUCAUCAUUUGUCCGUCUGAGCCCGCCGGAGCGGUUGCAUGUGGUUCACCGGGUACUGCUGUGGCGUGAAAGGAGCACGCACAGCAGCAGCGGUGGGUCGCGACGACGGUAACCACCACAGCCACGACGACCACUACGACGAAGACUGCGAAAAUUACAACCGGAAGUACCAGCAGAAGCAGCAGCAGCAGCAGCAGCAGCACGAUCAAACCGUUAUGGGUUGCACACCGAGCAUCCUUUCGAACGGAAGCAACAAUCAGCAGCAGUCGCGCAAGGAUAGUGGCCUGUACGUGGGCAACGUAGCGGCCGCCAGUGGCAAUGGAAGCAGCGAUACCGCCAAUGCCGCCGCCAACAACAACAAGCUAAGCAACAGCAGCCCGGUCAACCCGACGAUGGUCAAUGCGCCCUACCCGGGUGCAGCAUCGAAGGACGGUGGUACGGAAAAGGAAAGUGCGAAAAAAGAUUCGAUCGUUUCGAUAUCCGCCACGGGGCAAAUUACAAGCUUUCCUGUCGUUUCCACCACCGUUAGACGACCGACCGCUGGAAGUAAGUUGCGCAAUCUUAUCUCGUUUUGCAGUAAGUUUCACCAAUACUCAUCGGCAAGAUUAUGCUGUGGAACCUCAAGCAGUUCGGGCCGGUACGGUCAUCGGAAGUCGUCGCUGGCACUGACACCCGAGGAGGAACCUCUCGACUCGUGCCCGAGAUUAGUUUCGGAUCUGAAGUUUCCCAACCUGCUACCACCGAAUCCUGUGAUUAAGAUUUUGAUUGCCUUCUGCAAAAAUGAUCCCGUGUUCGACGCGCUGGUCAAUGCCAGCCACCGUCUCAGCCUGGAACCAACGUUCGUCAAGUCGGCCGAAAGCGCCAUCGAAGCGUUCCAAAAUCCCAGCUCGGGCGGUCAUCACAUCAUCAUCGUUGACGCGCGAUACCCGCGCACGAUGGAAGCGGAGGCGCUCGGCAGGUCAAUUCGAAAUUCGAAGGGUAGCCAACAUACAACAAUGGUUGCGGUAGUGAAAAAGAGUGUAUUUGAAAAGGAUGAUACGGCUGUGAUUUCUCUGCUGGAUGUUGGCUAUAACAGGUGCAUUAUCGAGUCUCCACAUGUAUCGAUUUGCUCGUCGGAGCUGCGGCAAAUCCAGCACUCGCUCGUCCGACCGCAGAAUGUGAUAUCGACUCAACAGGCACUAUACACGGCGCUUCAUCGAUCGAGAGAAGCGGUCAUCAUUACCGACGACACGCUCCGGGCACAGUAUGCGAACCGGGCUAGCGAACGUGUGCUGAAUAUGAAGCUGGAUGAAAUCGUUGGCAGAUCUCUGAACGACUUGGUAACGGCCGAUAUUAGUAAUAUUUUAUCUCAUACCAGUAGAUAUAAGGACUACGACGGUUACCUUACCACGCGGAGAAAGUCCCAAGAAUCAUCACAAAUCCAUGUUCGUGCCGUACCUGUCUCGUGCAUCGGAAGGAAUCCCACACACUUAGUUUUAAUCCUAGAAUCAUCAUCCACCGCGCUCGUGUCCUCGAACGCUAUCGGUGAGGCACUGCAAACGUUACCCCAGGGUAAGGAGGUGCCACGCGGCUCACUGCACUCGAUCCGGCGAGGUAGCUUCGACGUACGGUCCAUCGCGUCCGAUGGGUUGCGGCGGACCAGUCUGGCGAAGUUGUCCUCGCUGCCACUGGAAGCACCGAUCACCAAAGUACUGAGCCUGCUGGCACAGGUUCAGGAAAACUGCUCGCUCGAAGAAGCCAAGCUGCUGGACCGGGUGAUGGAGUUUCUCAAGCGCGAGGGACUGUACAGUCCGCAGAUGAAGGAAAUCCGCACCGAAGACCCGGUCGCCACUGAUCUGAUAGGGGCUCUGCUGACGCAAGGACCAACGAACAUCCUGUCGUCUAGGCGCAGCUCGAACGACUCCAUCAUACGCGGCGGUGGCCGUCCAUCUACAGGGAGCAUCGUUUUCAACAAAACCAAAGAAUCUUCAGAACUGUCCGACCUGCUACAGACGGCCCUGGAUUGGGACUUUGAAAUAUUUAAGCUAGAGGAACUUACCGAGAAACGUCCAUUAGUGUGUUUAGGAUUAGAACUGUUCCGGCGGUUUGAUGUGUACAAUACGUUCAACUGUGACGAGAUGACGUUCAAGCUGUGGCUCAUUGAGAUGGAGAAACACUACCACAGCGAGAAUACAUAUCACAACAGCACUCAUGCCGCUGACGUGAUGCAGGCCACGGCAGUUUAUCUGCAGCAGCUGAGCAACCGAGAGAUAAAAAUUAUGGACCGAAUGGACGAAGCGACCGCUCUCAUCGCCGCCGCAACCCAUGACAUAGACCAUCCGGGCCGUUCGUCUGCCUACCUGUGCAACUCCGACAGCUCGCUGGCCCUGCUGUACAACGACAUCUGUGUGUUGGAAUCGCACCAUGCGGCGACCACCUUCAGGUUGACGCUGGCUGACGAUAAGAUCAACAUCUUCAAGAACUUGGACCGGGACAUGUACAAAUUGGCACGUUCCAUCAUUGUCGAUAUGAUUCUGGCAACGGAGAUGACGCGACACUUUGAGCAUCUGGCCAAGUUCGUGAGCGUGUUCGGCACGGACGUGGAGUCGAAGGAACCGCUCCCACCCGACAACGACGACAAUCAGAUCCUUGUCCGGCGAAUGCUGAUCAAGUGUGCGGACGUUAGCAAUCCAACGCGUCCGCUCAAGUUCUGCGUCGAGUGGGCCCGCCGUAUCGCGGAGGAGUACUUUAUGCAGACGGACGAAGAGAAGCGCAAGAAUCUGCCCAUCGUGAUGCCAAUGUUUGACCGCACGACCUGCAGCAUCUCCAAGAGUCAGAUCGGCUUCAUCGAGUACAUUAUACACGACAUGAUGGACGCAUGGAACAGUUUUAUCGAAAUGCCCGAAAUCAUACGUUACAUGGAGUUCAACUAUUCGCAGUGGAAGUUGUUCGAGGAGCAAGGCAUCAACACGCUGAGCGACAUCAAGCGCAAGCAGAUGUCACUGAACGAGGAAACGGCUAGCUCGAUCUCCCUGGAGGAGAAGUUCUAGGAAGCCGGCCCGGUUUCAAGCAACCGUUCACUCUGGUACAAACACACAGACACAUCCCCACAAACAAUAUGCACUUCCCGAGCGGACGGGCAACGAUGGUUCCGAGUGUCAAACAACAAACGUGAAGAGAAGGUGGAAUUAACGUAAUUACGGAUAGCAACGCCAACGCCAAAGGCCAAACGUGUCCCAUCAGGUGGGACAGCAAACGCGAUCAUACGCGAGGCAGAUCUUCCUUCCAUGAUUGUAGCAGUAUUGUUUUCAUAAUACCAUCGUCAUUUACCGUACAUCCCAAACCACUACUCUGUCUCAGCGUGAGCUUCAUGCGAUGGAGCACUGGAUGGAAAGAGAAAAAUCACGAAAAACAGGAAAGAGCGAGAGAGUUUCAAUGAUUGCACGUGCUAGUAGGAAAUUGUUGUCCGUUAGUGAAACACACUCUGCUUUUGCUGUACUGGCCACAAGGAGUGGGACGCACAUGGAAAUACACAAAUUAUGUACAUUCUCUAUCAGAGUCCAACUAACACAACUCCCAUAUACCGACACACACACACACACACACACACACACACACAUAAAUACACUCGUUUUCUGAGUUUAUCUAGUUUGCUUAUUACCUGUUCGUACGCUGUAAGUGUAAGAAAAAUUGUCUCUUUUGUAAAUUACUAGUAAGCGUUCAUCUGUUGAGUUUAGUUUAGCACCUAAGGCAGUUCAGCGACGCCACGUACAAUGAGAGAUAUUGCAGGGAUCUGCUGUGUCAGGAUAGUAAUUCUCGACCAUGUGUCUAUUUCGAUUAGCGUUAGGUUAGGUUAGGUAGUUUGUUCAUAUAUCAUUUCCCGUCAUUUUCCCACACGUGCCCAGUUCUGUUUCGCUAGAUUUUGUUGCUACGGUUUAAACUCGAUUAAACAUUGAAUCAUACAAGGUUAAGAGGCAGGAGAGCGUGUGUGGCGAUUCCCACAUCCCCAGCAAACGCGUGUGUGCGUUUGCUCCAUUUAAAUGUAGGCAAGAUGUAGAUGUAUAAUCACGAAUAGGCAUAAUUUAUUAGCUUCCUUGUCACCGGACGGCCGUACCAGUGCGCACAACAGCAUCGUUAGUAGGCGGUGUAGUAGACGGUUCCACCAACCCAUUGAUACCAGCCCAUUUUUCGGUAAAAACAGUAUUUAUUGGACCCAGCGAUCAUGGAAUCAGCUCCAUGCAGCCAUAUUAACUUGUACGAAACUGCUUUCUCGUCCUUAACGAAACUGUGCGUCUAGUUUUAAACAGCCAGAGGUCAUCAUUAGCAAAGAGGGAAAAGGAAAAAUCACAUUUUUUCACCCACUUGCACACAAACACACACACUUUCUUCCACGUGUAGCUUAGCAAGAGGCGCUUCGUUGAUCGAAGCAAUCGGUGUAAAAGUUAGCAACGUACGGAGGAGGGAGGAGGAGGAGCUUUACAAUGGAUGUUGAAGGUAGGCGUUCCUUAACACACAGACCCACAAACAAGAAGCACGCACACACCGAUGAAAGCAGGACCCCCAGUACAGAUUAAGUGCAAUGUGAAAUUGCCGCAUAAGAAUUAUAAACUCUCCCGUGCAUGUUCGUAAAAGCAUAUAUUUGUGCGUAUAUUAAAAAUACAGUAGAUCAAUGUUCUGUUAGUUGAUUGCAAAGUUGAUAAAUGCACCAUGGUCAGAAUUCUUCAAUGGUGGUCAUUUGUAAAAAGAGAACAAAACGCUUUUCCUUAUGUUUCCCACUAAUUCCGCUAGUUGCUCCUGUCGCGCUAUAAACAACCAGGCGUCUCCAUCUGGUUUUCUGUUUUUCAUUUUUUUUCUAUUUUUAUACAUCAACCACAUAUUCCAGCGCUACCGUUGAGACCUGAAAUGGGUUUUGCAGUGAGCAUUUGCUAUGCAGGUGUAGAAAAAGCGAAAACACAACUUGAACGCAACGUCCCAAUUGAAUCGUUAAUCGUUACCAAUCAGACAACGCCAGCGAUCGCACAAUGAUCGUAACUGUUUCCUUUUAAAGUGCUUUAACGUUUUCCCCCCCUUUACCAAACUACACCAAACUGUUCUUGCAACCUAUAAAAACCACCAAAAGUUCAGUAGAUAACGGCCCCGUCUUAACGUCCCCCCUCAUCGAUGUCGUCUCGUCGUCCCUUGUUUGCAAAGCUACUAGUCGGCACCGAAAUGCACAUCUUCGCGCGUCAUUUACCAGCACGCGCGCUCAUUCUAUUCUACCGUGUACGUUGAUGUGACAAUAAUAGGGAACAUGUGAUAAUGUUAAAUAAAAACAGAAAUCCACACACACACAAACACAUUUUGCGGUGCAUUCGAUCGACACAUUCGUGCUGUUUGUGAAUGCUUCAGCACUUUGCGUAGCAUAAAACGUGUAUGUAACCACCCACCGAAAGUACACUUCCUAGCCAUGUUUUGUUUCUGUUUUCUUUUAUGAUUUAUUUCGAAUUUCGUUUCCGAAUCAAAUCUGUUGAAACGAAUAAUGGUUCUCUGACUAACACGAUCUUACGGUUUCAACACUGUGCUCAAGCAGAUGCUACGUACCUUCCUGUUGCUACUUACAAGCACAAUCUUAUUACUAUGACUACUAUCACCGUGGUUACUCGGUGACUGUAGUGAUAGGAAUUUGCACAAACCUCAUCUAACUGUCCUACUCUUUCUCACACACUCUCUCGCUCGCUCAGCCUACUUUUCGAACAAUUUUUACGGCCACUGUAAAGAAAAACGCCAGCACGCUACCGGAACCGGUACUUGUUGGCGGUCGAGAAAUGCGGUCUAAUUUUAAUGGAAGCUAUAACCUAACGAGAAAAUUGAUAAACGUGAACACACAUUAACACAAAGCACACUAAUACACACUAAUGCUAAUUGUAGAUAAUUGUAUCGUUGUGAUAUGCUGGUCAUAUCUGGUUUUAAGCAAGGCACCGUCAAAUGUUUCACCAUCUACUACUGCUGCUACUAUCUACUACUACUACUACUACUAGAGAAAAGAGAUAGAACGAACACAUACCAUUUCAUGCAAUUCAAAUGUGUAUGUGGCGAUAACACAACUACACUGAAGCGACCGUACUGAUGAACGGUCGAUCCUUAGCCAGGGGCGUUAGAUAAGCGUUAGUAAGCGAGUAAUAAAGCUGCUAUAUACAAUAUCCUUAACACAGCAUUGUACCAACCAAACCGUAAACCGGACGGUCGUAACGGUCGAGCCGUUUUGUCGAGUUGAUGUAAUUGUAUUAUCAGUAGCAUUAUCCAAAUUCUUACUCGUCCCGGGGUAAUCAUCCGCAUCAGCAUCAUCCACUCCCGUGCUCACUGUCCAUUGGAAACAUGAAUUCAACAUACUGAAAAUGGAUUGGGAAAUCGAAACAGUGUAUCUCACCGAAGCCUAAACAGGAAUAGAACAAAAAAAAACAAAUUGGCGAGAAAUUGAAGAUAACUACACACUUACAUGCAUAUAUCUAGACAAAAAAAAAUCGAUGUGGUCUUCAAAAGAAAAACGCGGAAAACUGAUAAGGACAAAGAAAUCACGUGCAAACUAAGCUGUGCUACACUAUAGUAAUGUUUGUUGUGGUAUUUUGUUGGACGAGGAGUGAAAAGCUAGGAAGAAAAACCUAAAUCGAAGGAAUAAAACUCCUUCCAACAAGUUAUUGGCAUUGGAAAGUCUGACUAAACAAAAAUCCGCUUGCUGCGAAAAAACGUAUUUAAACAAAAACAGAACGGCUCACACAACACAACAAUUGCUAAAAGAAGAGAAAAAAACAACCAAAACAGUGUGUGUGUAAGCGAAUUGUUUCCGCAACAUAAGUCUGUCUAAAUAAAGUGUACUAAAUGAAACAGUAGUAGUGAAAAACGAA
Messenger RNA from Anopheles stephensi (Asian malaria mosquito), 7779 nucleotides. RefSeq names its product high affinity cAMP-specific and IBMX-insensitive 3',5'-cyclic phosphodiesterase 8 (gene Pde8). The record is from RefSeq and is a predicted model, not a curated record. The transcript is spliced from 19 exons. NCBI's taxonomy places the organism in Eukaryota, Metazoa, Arthropoda, Insecta, Diptera, Culicidae. Gene Ontology annotation, biological process: positive regulation of ERK1 and ERK2 cascade; regulation of DNA-templated transcription; signal transduction. Gene Ontology annotation, molecular function: 3',5'-cyclic-nucleotide phosphodiesterase activity. Bases 958 to 3948 code for a protein of 996 amino acids.